AUUCCGAUAAUGGUUACUCGUUUGCGAAGAGGUGCUGUGAAUCUCCUCGGCACAUAACACAACUUCUCUCGGCCUCGCGCACUUGCUGCGGAGAGUGAAAGUGGAUUGUGCCGCUUACUGUGCCGGCGCGUGACAAGCAAGACUACUAGGUUUGCUCCGACAUUUGCGUCCGCUACGUCACCCGGCACUCAAUCAACCGAGAUCAACUGCCAUUGCAAUUGGGACGACACCGACUCGACAACACAAUGGCAAUGGCGCCUAGACCAAAAGUUGAUGUCAACCAACAGACAGCUGCUGAUAUGAACGCAGCUCGUUCACAAACCUCCAUUAGCGUCCAGACUGUCAGAAACUAUCUAUAUGGUGGACAGAAUGUGUGGGAUAUGCGUGAACGCCUCGAAAAGAUUCUUGUGCAAGAACCGUUAUUUGACAAACAGCACAGGGACUUUCUGGGGCGGACAGAUCAAUACAUCAGAGCUGCCGCCAUAAUGAAUAGGCUGAACGAGCUACAACGAAUGCACGGUUGGUCUAAAGAAGAAUAUUCUACAGCCACGUCGCUUCUUUCAGAAGUGAUGUCGACCUCACUACAUGACAAUGCAUUCCAGCCCGUUUUCCUCGGUCAAGGAUCUCCCGCAUUGAUGGAAAACUAUUGGGACUUGGUGUAUGAGAAGGGGAUUCAAGGGUGUUAUUUGCAAACCGAACUCGGUCACGGUACAAAUGUAGCUCGCCUAGAAACUACUUCGACGUAUAUCCCAGAAACUCAAGAGUUCGAAAUAAACUCCCCAAGUCUUACGAGCACUAAAUGGUGGAUCGGCGCUCUGGGAACAAAGUUGAUCUUGCCGGAUGGGAAGGAUAUGGGACCUCAUCUCUUCUUCGUGCAACUGCGGUCAUUAGAGGAUCACAAACCUCUCAAAGGAAUCACUGUCGGCGACAUUGGUCCAAAAGCUGCGGGAGGCAUGGCUGCGCAAGAUCAGGGCUUCGCGAGAUUUGAUCACGUACGGAUACCCAGGACGAACAUGUUCUCGAAGUUUGCUGAGGUCACAGUAGAUGGUGGCUAUAUCCAACCUCCUCACGCAAAACUCAGCUACGGAGGAGUAAUUUUCUUUAAUUGCAUGAUACCAUCGUCCGGAUGGACCAUAGCCAAAGCUGCGACUGUCGCCAUUCGUUACACGACUGUCCGGAGACAAGGCGAACCGGAUGCAAAGGGACUCGAACGUCAAGUCUUGACAUACCCUUCAACAUACUACCGCUUGUUGCCCAUCCUCUCCAGGGCAUUCGUGUUCAUUGAGCUCGGGAGGUACACGAUUAAAGCAUUGACUCAGAUGCAAGAGCAGCUCGCAAGCAGAGACACUUCCUCCCUUGCCGAAAUGCAUGCUCUCUUGUGCGGCUUAAAAGUCUUCGUUACCACAAACGGAAUCAUUGAUAUUGAGACCGCUCGGCGUUCUAUGGGUGGACAUGGGUACAGCGCAUUUGCUGGACUGGGGCGAUUAUACAUCGAGUACCUCCCUUCCGCAACGUUUGAAGGGGACAACUUCGUCUUGGACGGACAAGUAGUGCGUGCCGCUACAAAGUUAUGCAAAGCUGUGCUUUCGUCAGCCUCGGCUGUUGCCAAGCUUCCCCUUCCAUCAGCUUACCUGCGUCUCUUGUCCACAACCAGCGAAGCCCCUCCACAAGUCACCGCGUCAACUUGGCACGAUGUCCGCAGCGUUAUCCUUCUUCUAGAGUGGCGUGCUGCUCUUAUGGUAAAGAAUUUCACGCGGACGCCAGCAAGUGGAGAUGUGGAUGCGAGCAUCAAUCAGCGCUUGGCCAAAGCCGUAACGGAGGCUUUUAUUGCCGCUCAGGUCGGUGAGAUGAUCAACAAUCUCACCAAUUUACCUUCAGAGGAUGCGAGGGCUGUCGGCUGCCUUUAUAGGCUGUACUUACUAACGAGCGCUGAAAGCGCGCUCGUGGAUCUUCUUUCGGUUGGGUUGAUUCGUCACACGGGUACUGGCGACCCUACCCAGGAUCUCCGUUUAGCCAUCAAAGCCCUUUGUCUUGAAGUCCUGCCCAAUGCCAUCGGUCUAACCGAUGCUUUCGGCUUUUCAGACUGGUCCCUAGAUAGCGCAUUGGGAGUUUCCGAUGGCCGCGUUUACGAGGCAUUGUGGAAACGAGUGCAGAUGGAGCCGAUGAACAAGGAUGAAGUUACUCCCGCUUAUGCUCCUUACAUUCGACCUAUGCUACAACGCGGGCAAGCUGCGGCUCAGCAGAAGAUGAAGCUCAAAAGUAAACUCUGAAAUUGCCAAUGUCGCCGUUUACAAGAUGUACGUGUUCCUCCCUAAAUACAUGUUCACACGAGUAGUUUGUGGAUUCCAAGAUGUUCGCUACCAGAGUAGUGAUAUAAGCUUGCACGACUUGGAUCUAUAUGUUGUUUUCUUGGAUCUCUGUUAUUUUGUAAUAUAUCUUCUCAUAUACCAGUGUUUCUUUAUCUUGAAUCAUACUCCUCAUGACAACCACUCAGCCCUGCACUCAGAAAGGCUGUAUC
Messenger RNA from Suillus bovinus, 2518 nucleotides. RefSeq names its product peroxisomal oxidase. Gene Ontology annotation, biological process: fatty acid beta-oxidation using acyl-CoA oxidase; lipid homeostasis. Gene Ontology annotation, cellular component: peroxisome. The coding region runs from base 246 to 2270 and encodes 674 amino acids. Lineage: Eukaryota; Fungi; Basidiomycota; Agaricomycetes; Boletales; Suillaceae. The record is from RefSeq and is a predicted model, not a curated record. Gene Ontology annotation, molecular function: acyl-CoA oxidase activity; fatty acid binding; FAD binding. The transcript is spliced from 16 exons.